AUGGCUUCUUCUUCUCUCACUUGGAAACAUGAUAUCUUCCUGAGCUUCCAUGGAGAAGACGUGCGCAAAAACUUUCUUAGUCACUUGUUGGAAAAGCUCAGAAGCAAUGGAAUCAGUCCUUUCAUUGAUAAGGACAUUCAGCUAGGCCAGUCUAUCAGUCCCGAACUCAAACAAGCGAUCAGAGAAUCAAGGGUUGCUGUUGUCUUGCUAUCCCGUAACUACGCUUCUUCAAGCUGGAACCAGACCGGAGAUUUUGGAGAGGCCUCUGCCAAAACCUGUGAUGGAAAACCAGAAGAUGUGAAGCAGACAUGGCGGCAAGCUUUGGAGGCUGUUACGAAGAUAGCUGGGUAUCACUCUCGCAACUGGGACAAUGAAGCUAAGAUGAUCGAAAAAAUUUCCAGAGAUCUUAUGAAAGUGUUGGUGUUUACACCAUCAAAAGAUUUUGAUGAAUUUGUUGGCAUGAAUGCUCGUAUCGAGGAGAUAAAGUUGUUGUUGAGCAAACAAGCAGAUGAUAAAGUUAAGAUCAUAGGGAUCGUGGGUCCUGCUGGAAUUGAGGAAGUAAAGAGAUGCCUUCUCUUGGUGGCUCCCAUCAUCAAUUUCAGUUGGACUGUCAGAACAGUUGGUCACUUGGGAGUGGCUGAGCAAAGGCUGAGAAACAAAAAAGUGUUGAUUGUUCUUGAUGAAGUGGAUUGCUUGAUGAAACUACAGGCAAUGGCAAAUAAGCCUGGUUGUUUUGGUCCCGGAAGUAUGAUUAUCAUUACAACCGAAGAUAGAAACCUUCUCAAGGCCCAAGGCAUCAAAUGUAUGUACGAUAUGAAACUUCCAGGUCAGGUUGAGGCAUUUGAGAUCUUCUGCCGAUAUGCUUUUCGUCAAAAAACUCCAGAUGCUGGUUUUUAUGGGCUUGCUCGGGAAGUUACUGAGCUUGCUGGUUGUCUUCCUCUAGGCCUGAGAGUCUUGGGAUCAUAUCUACGAGGAAAGUCCAGGGACGAGUGGGAAAAUGCACUACCAAGGCUCAAGUCUAGCCUUGACAAAGGAAUUGAAUCAAUUCUAAUGUUUGGCUACAACGGCUUACCUCAUUAUAAAGAUAGAGCUCUUUUCCUAUUGUGA
This is a messenger RNA of Brassica oleracea var. oleracea, 1107 nucleotides long. RefSeq names its product disease resistance protein TAO1-like. Bases 1 to 1107 code for a protein of 368 amino acids. Gene Ontology annotation, molecular function: ADP binding. NCBI's taxonomy places the organism in Eukaryota, Viridiplantae, Streptophyta, Magnoliopsida, Brassicales, Brassicaceae. The record is from RefSeq and is a predicted model, not a curated record. Gene Ontology annotation, biological process: defense response; signal transduction. The transcript has 5 exons.